UUUGUGUUUCCAACAGAGAGUCGUUGCCAGACUUCCCCAUCAUCAUGAAGAAAGCAGUUGUGAUAGUGCUCAUGGCAGCUGCUGUACUGCUGGUCGUUGCUCAUCCCCAGAGGCAGUCAGGGGGGUCGUCUUCCUCAUCAAGGGGAAACAGUGGUCGCCCGAAGCCUUCUGGUCCUCAGGGAGGGGGAAAUAGUACCGGCCCUGGUUCUGGGUUCCCUCCGUCUGGUUGGAACGGUACCCGUCCUGACGAUGGUGCUGGUCCGUUCAACGGUACCCGUCCUGACGAUGGUGCUGGUCCAUUCAACGGUACCCGUCCUGACGAUGGUGCUGGUCCGUUCAACGGUACCCGUCCUGACAAUGAUUCCCGUCCGUCUAGAAGAAACAGUACCCGUCCCGUCCAAAGUGGUUAGCUUACUACUUGUUACACAUCCAGUAGGCAGAGUGUACCAUCUGUACCCUCACGUUGGUACACUUCUUGACUACCCACCACCUGUAGACUAUCCACCACCUGCUGACGACCUACCACCUGUUCAAGAUCCACCAGCCUGCCACCUUUUGACGACCUACCAUCAGUUGAGGAUCCAACUGCCCACCAGCUUUUGACCUACCACAUGUUGAGGAUUCACCUGCCCACCACCUGUCAACGUCCCACCUGCCCACCACCUGUCAACGUCCCACCUGCCCACCACCUGUUGUCUCACGUCAUCAAUUAUCUCAACACAUACCAACAAAUUUAGAUUAUGAACAAGAACUGAGACAUAUUAAAUAUGAAUAAUGAAAAUAUUCAAGUAAUGAAGGUGGCAGGACAGAAUUAACAUAAAAAUAAGGAAUCAAUAAAGUUAAUUAGAAUAAAGAAUGAGUAAUUAUCUAAAAAUGUAAUUAGUAAAAAUCAACAACAGCCUGAACUUAUAUUACAACCAUAAUAAAGAAAAUAUUGAUAUGAUUCGGUAGUGACACGCAAUUCUCAAUCAGGAAUCUUUCAAUUAUUCUAUCAAUCUCAGUUGCUGUUAGAUGUCUUUAUUCUAUCUCCAUUAAUAACUUCACUUCCAUUAACUGCCUUCCUUGUUCUACAUAUAUGCUUUAGAUUUUUCAAUAAUAAAUUUGCUUUUAGUAGGUAUAAU
Molecule: messenger RNA, 1121 nt
Organism: Cherax quadricarinatus
Lineage: Eukaryota; Metazoa; Arthropoda; Malacostraca; Decapoda; Parastacidae
Source: RefSeq, a predicted model, not a curated record